Molecule: messenger RNA, 7171 nt
Organism: Contarinia nasturtii (swede midge)
Lineage: Eukaryota; Metazoa; Arthropoda; Insecta; Diptera; Cecidomyiidae
Product: general transcriptional corepressor trfA-like
Exons: 5
Coding region: 3279-6203 (974 amino acids)
Source: RefSeq, a predicted model, not a curated record
CAGAUCGGUUGCGUUCGAUUCAAACCUGAACGACUUGCUUUUUAAUUUAACAUUUUAAAAAUAAAAACUAUUUCACGUAAAUAAAUCGCUGUCAUUGUGUGAACGUUCAUUAACAUUCUUUGUGGAUGAAAUAGAUUUACCUAUGAUUUAAUUGGAAUAUAAACAUUUAAUUGAUUCGUUGGUGGUAUUUUAAUUUGUUAGUGGGUGAAAAUUGUGCUGGAAAAUUGUUAUGUGCUUAAAAGUUGUUAAAUGUAAAAAAAAAACUGUAAAUUUGUGACCAUCGAUUUGGGCUUUGUGUUAGUAAUUAAAAUAGUGCUAAUCAAAUAUCGCAUUGCCGCUAUUAAAUCCGUUCAAAGUGCUUGAUUGGUUAUAGUUUGACACGCUUUUUUCUUUCUUUCAAACGAAAUUACGAAAUUCGUACAAAGUUACAUCACACUUGAGUACUUGAUGGAAGUUUGAUUUGCAACACUUUUUCCACCAAUCGUAAGACAUUGACAAAGCGGCAAAAGACCACGGAGUACCACUCAAUCAUAUUGGACAACGAUAAUUGAUUGCAUGGUUGAGUAAAAGAAAAAAAAAUCAAAAUUCCGGUCGAAUGCCAGAAGAGCCGAGCCGUGGAGAUUGCUUGUCUUGUCUCUCAAUUCAACUGACCGUGUUACAAACGUGAAAUAGCGUGAGGAAAGAAUAACAUUUGAAGUGGCAGAAGAAUAAGUCCAAAGUGAACACCCAAAGAAGCGGCACAAACGAUGUUACAAGAAGAAGAAAAAAAUCAUACAAAAAUUAUGAGCACCAAGAAUAGGCAUUAAAACGUAGUACAACAAUCGCUAAAGAAUUUUUAUGUGUUUGACUUGAGUCGUUGGAAAACAAAACGAAACGAAAAUAAAUAACCGUUUUGCUAUUCGCUUGCGUUCAUUGUACACAGACAUUUUUAGCACAAAAAAAAAUCUUUUUGUGGGGAAGUGAUUCAUGCGUCUCGUACACUCUCCAGAGACUAUGCGAGCAUAAUAAAAAUUCUCUCGCCCAUAUAUGGUAAAGAGCACACAUGCAUUGUGGUUCGGCAUGUUUUGACUUUGCUAUCGGUUUGCCAUUAAACAAAUGUUGUUUGUGCAUAUCGCACUCGCUUGUCACUUUUUAAGUAAAUGAGUGUGCUGAAUUUAAAGACGAAAAAAACCCGUAAGUCAUCACUACUACUCUGGUUUUGCUGGAAUGUUGACAGCGACGCGACGUUAAACACAAGCCAAUUUUUUAAGAGCAAAAAAAUCAGAUUUAUAAGCAAAUAAACUCAAAGACAUAAAAUAAUUUUCGACUUCGUGCCGAAACAACGGCAACUGCUACAAAAAUAACAACAAUGAAGACAACAACAAAAAUAUUCAAGCUUGUGAUCGUUUACAGUGAUAGUGAAAAUCUGAUUUGAAUUUGAUUCACAUUCAUUGUUUGCAAUUUUAACGUGUGUGCGUAUUGCAAUUUCUUUCUAAUCCAUUUGAUUUGCAUGUAACCCGUGUAGUGAAUGAGUUGUGUGUGAUCGUGAUGUGCGUAUGAACAUUCAUGUUUAAAUUCUUGUGCUCUCGAUUCGCAAUCGCAAGAUUUCCAUAAAUGUUUCGCUCACACGUGUGCCAAUUCCGAAUAUACAUAAAAAAGACUUUGAAUUUCGUUGGCAACAAAAAAAAUUUGUCUUAAUUUCUACGAUUAGUAAACGGAAUCAUCACUUAAAAAAGAAGAGAAAAAAAAAAGAAAUGAAGAGGGAAACACGAAAAUGUAGUGAAAAUCGUGAAUAAAAGUGCGCGAUGAAAGAUUAAAAAGUAGUCCCCACACAAGCAAACAAAACAAAGCAAAACAUUUCACGAUUCUCAGCAAUUCGAUGAGAAAAAUUGUGAGUGCAAAGUAAUGUGAAAAUUAUUAUUAAUUUGCAAAAUAGACCGUUUGUGAAAUAAAAGAAGAUGCAUUGGAGAAACAUUUAAAUCGACUUAGAUAUUUUUUGAAAGAUUUAACUUUUGUUCAAGUGCUAUUUUUUUUCGUUUUCAAUUACACGGUUCCGUCUUGUGUCUAUCGUUCGUUGUGUAUGUGUUCAAUUGAAACUCACGUCAAUAGACUCUGCAAGCGCACGCAAUACAACAACAAAAAACCAGAAAUUCGAUUUUGAUUAAUCCGUGCGCGCACAAUGAAUCGACCAAACCAAUGCCAUUAUGCAUGAAUAUUUCACCGUCAAUAAAAUGCUCGCACAUUGCAUACGAUAAGCUACAACUAUUUGAGUACCGGACUGACUGAAAAUUAAUACGAUAUUUUGCGUGCUUUCAUUAAUCCUCACUAUUCAUUUGUUUACUGCCGCGACGCAUAAUGAAAUAUGAGAGAACGACGAAAAAGACGGAAAAAUAAAAUAGCUAGUAAAAAAAAUCAAGUCGAAACAGCAGUAGCUAAUAACCAGCAGUCAAGCGAGGCGCUGAAGAACUUAAAGAAGUAAAUAAAAUAAAGUGAAAUAUAAAAAAAAACAUACCAGCAACAACAACAACAGCGCAAGCGCAAUAGCGUAACAUUCAGUUUAGUGGAACUAAUUAAAAACUUUGGCAGCAGCAUCAACCAACGACUAAGAAAAAGAAAACGGAUUUUAGUCCAAGUGCUGUGUUUAUUAUUACCAUUGCAUUACCACCAUAAGCAGUGUGUUCACCUUUAUUUCGCGUAUUGUGAAAGAAAUUUAAUGAAACUCAAAACUGAACUCGAACCGAGUGAACGCGAGCAAAAAGAGCAACAGAAAUAAAAUACAAAUUCGACAGAUAGAAUUAAAAACAAAAAAAACUGUAUGUACACACACACACACGAUAAAUAGUUUGUGGACACGAAAAGCGUUCAGUAUUUACAAUUAAAUCGUAUGUGAAUGUGCGCCUGAGACAUUUCAGCCGAGACCACUAUCACCACUUUGAAUAGUUAAUGAUUUCUUUGUUGUAGCUGUGCUUUAUCGUGAAUGUGUUUCUUUCUUCUGCAGCCUAUUUUAAUUUGUGUUCAAGUUGUUUGUGAGUUACGCGCGUGAAUAUAACUUACAAACAAAAGCCGCAAACUGACAAAAUACCCGAUAUAGAAUACAUGCACAAGAGGAAAAAGCUCACAUAAAAUAUUAUUUCGCCAUACUGAAUACAGACAGGCGCGCUUGGAAAAUAUAUCAACGUUUUCAACGUUUUCAACGUUUAUAAAUUAUCGUGAAUUCGAGUGUGUAAAUAAAGCUGCAGUUGCGUCAACGAUAAAAAAAAAGGAAUACGACAGAAAUUAGUACCGAAAAGGCCGCAAAAAUGAAAUGGUCGUCUAGUUCAAAUUCAAGCUUGAGCAAUGGCAGCGUUGUUACUAUGGCAUUCAACAAUUCCAACAGCAGCAACAGUAACAACAACAACAACAACAAUAGCAGCAUAAGUAGCAGUGGGAGCAAUACUUCUUCAAUCUACGGUCACAAUGGAAAUAUCAUCAGAUCUACGGCCACGGUUCGUCGACAUGAAAGCGAAGUUGGAAAAAGCGAUCGCAGAAGCAUCUUCUACACCGAUCCCCACGAUAUGGAAAUAUUUUUAAAGAAUCACAACAAUAAAAAGAUGUCAUCAUCACAUAGCUCAAGCCGAUUACCCACCAGUAAUGGUACAACCAAAGUGAAUGCCUCCGCAUUGAAUGGCAAUAGUAACACAGUGCAUUCGCGUCUCCAUCAUGCUGGUAGUAGAACUUCAACGGAUGCCGACCAAUUGCAACGGCGUAAAUGCGAAAAUCUCAUUUCCUAUUUUACAACCCAGAUACAUCAUCUGAACAAAGAAUUGGAAAUUGAGAAACAUUCGCGUGACAUUCAUUUAGCUAAAAUCGCAAAAGCACUCUUAUGUUUUGAAGCAAAAUUGAAAAGCGAUCAGAAACAGAUUCGUCAACAGCUAUACGAAAAGGAUACACAGCUAAAUCGAUUGGCCAGCGAAGUGAAUUCAUUGCGUAAAAAAUAUGGUGUUAAAGAUGAUGAAGUGGAACAAAUCGAUCCAGUUGCACAAUACUGUCCGAGUUGUCGUAAACAAUAUUAUUUUCUGAAUACCGUGGAUGUUGGCAUUCAAGUAAAUAAGCAUGGACCAGUUUGCCAUGAUGACAUUGACAAAGAAAAUAUUGUGCGACCAACAUCAUCGAGUGAAGAUGGAUUGCAGCGAGUAUUUUCGUCGGAAGUGAGAAGAAGUAAACGAUACAUGAGUAAACGUACAUCGGGAACGUUCCGUGAAUAUCUGAAUUCCAGAAAUAUUGAAUUAGCAUUCAGUUGCAGUGAUGAGUCGUUCAAUAGAAGCUCCGAGAGUUUACAACCGCAAUCCGAGCAAAUGGAGCACAAACCAAUAAUUGAAAAUAAAAUAAAAGACGGCCUUUUGCGAAAAGGAAGUAUGCGACGAUCAACAAAAUCAGCUGUUGCAAUAAAAUGUGAUAAAAAUGGUAAUAAACUAAGUGAUAAAAUCGAUAGUGAAAUGACAACGGAAACCAGACCGAGCCCUGCACACAACGGAAAUCCAUUUAGUACGGAAUCAGAUAAAAGUAAUCAAUUUUUGAAGAAGUACGAUGAUGAGGGUAGCAAAACGAAAUUUGAAUCGAAUGAUGAUUGGUAUGCCAGUGCUAGCGAUAUGGACGAUUCGGACGGAGCUGUAUCCAAACCAUAUGGUUAUAAUGCCGUUAAUCCUGUACUAGAGUGUGUUAAUCAAAUUCUAUUGCAACAAUCUAUGGACGGUAUAAUGGAAAUGAGAAACGACAUCACAUCAGAUAUGCCUGCUGCAACUUCAACACCUUCAAAUAAUAAUACAUUAACUGAUUCGCCGCCCAAAGAGGCGACAAACACAUUAAAAAAGCGAGUACAUUUUUCAACGCAAAAUUCAAUGGUAAUGGUACAAAGUCCACGGUCAGAUAGCUCACUAAAUCUGUAUCGUUUGGAAGCGUCAACAACAUCUGCUGAUGCAUGUAAUGGAAAGGAUCUUAGUUAUGCAACUAUAUAUAGCAACGAGUAUGAACCAAUUGGAUCCGAAAAUAAUUCGACAAAUCAUUAUGUUGAUAUGGAUUCAAAAUUGGAAGACGAACAACCGUCAAUGGCUGAAAAAUUAAAAAUACCACCAGCAUUACCACCAAAGCCGCCCAACCUCAUGAAAUUUCGUCAAAUUUUAAAAAUGCCAACAUUCCCCGUUCAGCCAAGCCCAGCCAAAUCAGUUGAUAACGAAUCUGAACCAGAUUAUUGUUCAAUUGGCGAUGUUCAAGAGACGGUUAAAAGUGUUCAAAUUGUUGCCGAUGUUCAUAAAAAUGCCGAUGAUGAUGUGUCAUCGCAUGCAAGUGAAGAAACUAAAACCGAUAUUACUGAUGAAACUUUUGCCGAUAUUCCAAAACUUCCAAAUGUCGUAGCAUUGUUAUCGCCGAAAAAAGAUAUCACGCACAUAAAAGUUAUAUCUCAAGAUAAUUAUGUGACAAAAUCGUCUCCACCAAAACGUGCAAAACCGGCCUGUUUGCCCACAAAAGCUGUGGUCGCCAAUUUGUUAUCGGAAAUAAAUGCACAAAAAGCAAAGCCAACACCAGUCACCACCAAUCAACUGUCAAAACCAAAAAUUAUAAGUGAACUUGACGAAAGUACCAAAAAGAAUCCAUUGAAAUUGAUAACACAACAAAAGAUGACGACAAUCGCUGAGUCAACAGCAACACAACAACAAUCAAUUUCAUUGAAUCCAAUGAAAGCAUUGCCAAUCAUUAAACAAAAUGAUAAGAUAUUGAUGCCCAUUCAAGCGGAAUUUGAUUGGUAUAACUUAGACGUGGAAUAUGGAAAAUUAUUACCCUCAAAUAUUCUGGAAAAUGGUAAAGAAUCAGAAACGCACGAUCAAGUUGAAUACAAUUUAGAUGCUGAGUUCUCAUUGACAUCAUGCUCCGAAAAUAAUUCAUCACUUGAAUCGAGUAGUAGCACAAUUCAUUUUGUUCCAAUAACAGUUGCUAAAGAUUGCACGAUGGCAAAUGGAACCGGUAAUAAUCAAAUAUCAGAUGAAGAUAUUACGUCCACCAAACCGAAUGCACAAUUAUUAAAUCCAGCUCGUUUAAAAAAACUAAUCAAUAAAUCAACAACGUCACAAUCUCAAGCUGAUGUUAAUGUUAAGUCGUUUGAUACAUUCUUAGAGCAAACCGGUCUUACAGAAAAACCAUUACCAUUACCACAAAAACGUAAAAUUUUCUAUAAUGCACCAUUUGUUUAGUGUUGUAGCACACAAAAUAUAGCUUAUUCGCUAUGCAAAAAAAUAAUACGAACGGAGGCAGCAACGAAUGAACGAAUGAAAGCGAAAAUCGAAAAAAAACUCUAUCGAUUUAAUUUCAAUCUUAUAGUUAAAAUGAAACAAUGGCAACAUUCGAAUCGCACAAGUCUAUAAACAUAGUACCGCUAAGAUAAAAAAAAACUUUUCGAUUUUAUUUAAGGCACGUUCAAAACUAUUUAUUUUUUUAUAUUGUUUUCCUCCAAAAAUUAUUAUUCUUUAUUUAAUUCAAUUUUACUUUUAUAAAAUGUAAUACAUUCAAUAUAUUUUCAUGGGCUUGUAAAUGCUGUUGUACGAAUGAGCUGUACAAUUUAUGUGUUAAUACUACUAUUUAUGUAUUCUUUAUAGUGAUAUUUUGGUUUUUCUUUCACUCUUUCAAGUUAAAUUUAAUUCGUUGGUGGAAACAAUUGUCUUGCGACAAAUUAUACUGUUUUGACAUUCAACGAGACAUUUGCAUUUAAAAUAUUAUCUCUAGAUGGAUCAAAGCGAAAAAAAUAAUUUAAAAAAAAACAUACAUUUGCGGAAGUUUAACAUUUCGAAGAACUUUCUUAUGUGUAUUCGUUUAUCGCAAGACGUAUCAUAAAUCAAGGUACGAUACCUUAUUCAACCAUUAUCAGAUCAAUGGUAUUGGUUUAUUGAAAUAUGAACGAUUUAUAGAUGAUGAAAAAAUGUUACAGAAUAAUGGAUUACCCAAAGGCAAAAAUCAUUCCACCAAAAUCCAUUUGAUUGAAACCGAAUAAAAAGGAAAUUGAUUCGGUCUAUAUGUUAUGCGUAUAAGCCAAGGAUCUAAUAAGAGCAAAAAAAAAAACAUCCAGAUAUGUCAAAGAAAUCAGUUGUGCAGAACAUUCCAACCUCGAAAUGUGUAACUUUUUUGUAAAGAUGAAAAAAAUAUGAAAUAAAAUUGACUAUUGAAA